Ictalurus punctatus (channel catfish) is the source of this 4549-nucleotide messenger RNA. RefSeq lists its product as uncharacterized. The record is from RefSeq and is a predicted model, not a curated record. NCBI's taxonomy places the organism in Eukaryota, Metazoa, Chordata, Actinopteri, Siluriformes, Ictaluridae. The transcript is spliced from 5 exons. Bases 1 to 684 code for a protein of 227 amino acids.
AUGCAGGACUACGCCAUGCCACGCCAACAGGAGGAGGAGUCCAGGUGGCUGCAGGCAGGGGAGUGCAGCAGCAAGGAUGUCGUCGACCUAGUGGUGCUGUACCAGUUCAUUGCCGGACUACUGCAGGGGACAGUGGAAUGGGACCAUGGCAUUGGACACAGUCUGCCACCCCCUUUACUAGACAAGGCAGUCCAGCUGGGAGAGCCACUUAUUAAGAAGGGCAGAGCGAACCCACAGGUCUACAUAGACCUCGAGAUCGGAAAUAAACCUGCAGGAAGACUGCGCAUGUUACUCCGAGCUGACGUGGUGCCCAUGACUGCAGAUGAGGACUCGUUCGAGCUGCACAUGGUGCUGUUGGAACAGGAGGAUGUGGAGAAACAGAUCCGCGGCCUACUGGACAAGCAGGCCAAGGUGCUGGAGCGAAGAACCGUGCUGGAAACAUCUUGUGCUUCCACCUACACAUCCAAGGUACCCGGGAUCCUGAAGAAGGAUGAGCGCAUUGGAGCGGUCGUGCUGCACGUGGGGGCGAAUGACAUCAGGCUGUGGCAGAUGGAGGUUCUGAAGAGGGCCAUCACCAGCCUGAUCAAGACGGUACGAGGCAGAUCACCCACCAUGAAGAUCAUCGUCUCUGGACCUCUUCCCACACAAGUGGAGCUGAAAAGUUCAGUAGACUUCUUGCUUUGAAUGACUGGUUAGUUUCCUGGUGUAAUGAACAGAAUCUGCUGUUUGUUAAUAACUGGAAUCUUUUCUGGGAGCGUCCUAGGUUGUUUUGUCCUGAUGGCCUGCACCUAGCAGCCCUGGAGCGGAACUGCUGUAAGACAACAUCUCCAACACGCUACACAUCAAGUAACUGCCUACUGUAAGUACAUCUUCCUACAAUAACAACAUUCAUCAUAAGCAAUGUUCAGUUAAUAGUUCAACACUUGUAGUACAUACUAUAGAGACUGUGUCUGUUCCCCAAGCUAUACAAAUACAUAGAAAAUUUCGGAAAGUUUGUUUUAGUAACCUAAUUAACAUAAAAUUAGCUCAUACCGAAUGCACAUCUAUCAUCUUUAAUCUGAAGCUAGGACUAUUAAACAUUAGAUCUCUUGCGUCUAAGGCUAUUAUUGUUAACGAAAUCCUUACUGAUCGGGAAUUUAAUGUGUUUAACAGAAACUUGGAUUAAACCAAACGAGUACAUAGCAUUAAAUGAAGCCAGUCCUCCUGGAUACGUACAUUAGCCUCGUUCAAAUUGUUAUGUACAUCAGCCUCGUUCAACUGGUAGAGGAGGAGGUGUUGGUCUCAUCCAUAGUCAAAAUCUAGGUGUCACAAAAAAAAACCUAGUAAUAAAUUUAAUUCUAUUGAAAUUUUUAUACCAAUAUAACUUAUGUAGCCACAAAAAAGAAGUCAAUUCCUCUAAUUAUUAUUUACAUAUGUGCGCAUGGUGGCUUAGUGGUAAGCACGUUCGACUCACACCUCCAGUGUCAGGGGUUCCCACCGUGGCCCUGUGUAUACGGAGUUUGCAUGUUCUUCCCGUGCUGCAGGAGUUUCCUCCGGGUACUCUGGUUUCCUCCCCCAGUCAAAAGACAUGCAUGGUAGGCUGAUUGGCAUGUCUAAAGUGUCUGUUGUGUAUGAAUGAGUGUGUGAGUGUGUAUGUGAUUGUGCCCUGCGAUGGAUUGGCACCCUGUCCAGGGUAUACCCCGCCUUGUGCCCGAUGCUCCCUGGGAUAGGCUCCAGGUUUCUCCUUGACCCUGAAGAGGAUAAGCGUUAUAGAAGAUGGAUGGAUGGAUUAUUUUGUGAAUUUGCAGACUUUAUCUCAAACCUGGUUGUUCCUGUAGAUAAAGCAUUCAUCGUCUGUGAUUUUAAUAUUCAUUUGGAUAACUCGGAAGACCCUCUGAGAACACUGGUUGUGUCCAUCUUAGAUUCAGUAGGGGUUAAUCAGAGUGUAAUCGGACCUACUUAUAAUUAUAGUCACACUCUUGACCUCAUACUAACAUAUGGAUUAAAUAUAGAAAAUAUUGUAAUUUUUCCGCAGUCUGAAAUUGUCUCAGACCAUUAUUUUAUCUCGUUCAUAAUACUUAUUGAUCAUAAUACUUCCACCUCGCCUCGCUACUGUGUAAAAUGUACUUUCACAUCAGCUACUGCACCAAGCUUCAUAAAUAAGCUCCCAGAGACAUCAGUUAGAUUUGGAUCACCGUCUCAUGCGAUAGAACUCGAUCAGGUGACUGAAUGCUUAGAGUAAACACUCCGCUACACGCAAGAUAGACUGGCUGCACUCAAAAGAAAAUUAAUUAGAGAGAAAAAGCUAGCACCCUGGUAUAACAAUAAAACGUGUAUCUUAAAACAGACUACUCGAAAAUUAGAACGUAAAUGGCAUCAAACCAAAUUGGUAAUAUUUCAAACAGCAUGGAAGGAGAGCCUACUGAACUAUAGAAAAUCUCUUAGUAAUGCUAGAAAAGUCUCUCUCCACCUUAAUAGGAGAUAACAAAAACAAUUUGAGAUUUCUAUUCAACACAGUAGCAAAAUUAACUAGGAAUAAAACCACUACAUAAAGAAGCACUCCUUCAUUACAUAGCAGCGAAGAUUUCAUGAAAUUUUUCAUUGGUGGGUUGAAAAUAUUAAAAAUUCAGGCUAUUAAAUUAAUACCAGACAGUAUUAUAACUAACCCUAUAGAUGAUAAUAUAGCAAUAUCAGAUCAACGAUUAGAAUGUUUUACUCCCCUUAGAGAGACUGAACUAGCUUCAUUAAUCUCUUCAGCGAAUUCAUCAACUUGCAUAAUAGAUCCUGUACCUACAUGUUUCUUUAAACAGAUUUGUCUUGGAGUAAUUGAAGCGCUUUUAAAUAUAAUCAAUUCUUCCCAUAGCACUGGCUAUGUACCUAAAUCACUUAAAUUAGCAGUUAUUAAACCCCUGAUUAAAAAACCUGACCUUGACUCCUCUCAAUUGUCCAGCUAUAGGCCUAUAUCAAAUCUCCUCUUCAUCUCCAAGAUCUUAGAAAGAUUGUAGCACAGCAGCUAUGCUCAUACUUGCAUCGGGAUAACAUUCAUGAAAUGUAUCAGUCAGGAUUUAGACCUCAUCAUAGCACAGAGACAGCGCUAGUUAAACUAGUAAACAACCUACUACUGGCCUCUGACCGUGGUUGUGUCUCACUGCUUGUUUUACUUGACCUUAGUGCAGCUUUUGAUACUAUAGAUCAUGCUAUUCUCCUUGAUAGAUUAGAAAAUGUUGUUGGCAUUAAGGGAACGGUCUUCUCCUGGCUCAGAUCUUAUUUGACCGAUCGUUAUCAGUUCGUAGAUGUAAAUGGAGACUUCCCCACGCAUACCGAGGUUAAAUUUGGUAUUCCACAAGGUUCUGCUUUAGGCCCACUGCUUUUUACUUUAUAUAUGCUACCUCUAGGUCAAAAUAUUCGUAAACAUGGAAUUAUCUUCCACUGUUAUGCUACUGAUACACAGUUGUAUGUUUCAGCGAAGCCAGAGGACAGACACCAGCUUAAUAAAGUUGAGUAAUGUGAAAAGGACAUUAAACCUUGGAUGCUAACUAACUUUCUUUUACUUAAUUCACAUAACACAGAAGUACUUGUACUAGGACCACCUGUAGCUAGAAGUAAGCUUUCUGACUACAGAGUAACUCUGGAUGGUCUUUCUGUUUCAUCAUGUGCAGCAGUAAAUGACCUUGGAGUAAUUAUUGACUCCAGUCUAUCAUUUGAUGCUCAUGUAGAUAAUAUUACUAGGAUAGCCUUCUUUCAUCUCAGAAAUAUUUCUAAGAUAAGAAAUAUAUUGUCACUAAAUGAUGCACAAAUAUUAGUUCAUGCUUUGGUCACCUCUAGACUAAAUUACUGUAAUGCCUUACUGUCUGGAUGUUCCAGUAGGAGCAUAAACAAACUCCAGUUAGUCCAGAAUGCAGCUGCUAGAGUCCUAACUAGAACCAGAAAAUACGAUCACAAACAUCACCACGUUCUUAUCAACACUGCAUUGGCUCCCAGUGAAAUCUCGCAUUGAUUAUAAAAUACUGUUAUUUACUUAUAAAUCACUAAACGGCCUCGUGCCACAGUAUCUAAGUGACCUUUUGGUUUUCUAUGAUCCGCCACACCUACUUAGAUCAAAAGAUGCAGGCUAUUUGACGGUACUUCAAAUAGCGAAGGCUACAGCAGGGGGAAGAGCUUUCUCUUACAGAGCCACACAGUUAUGGAACAGUCUUCCAAUUAGUGUUCGGGACUCAGAUACAGUCUCAGUGUUUAAGUCUAGGCUUAAAACAUAUUUGUUUACUCAAGCCUACCCUGACUAGACUUUCUGUUACGCUAAGCCCAGUCCUAACAAUCUUUUGUCUCCCUCUUUCAAUUCAAUUCAAUUCAAUUCAAUUUUAUUUGUAUAGCGCUUUUUACAAUAGACAUUGGCUCAAAGCAGCUUUACAGAAAUAUCAACAUGGUAUACAAAUAUUAAAGGUGCGAAUUUAUCCCAACUGAGCAAGCCACUGAGUGGCGACGGUGGCAAGGAAAAACUCCCUAAGAUGUUUUAAGAGGAAGAAACCUUGAGAGGAACCCGACUCAGAAGGGAACCCAUCCUCAUCUGGGU